AAAAUUCCAAGUAUAGUUUCUAAUGGAAAUCCGCACGAAUAUAGAAAACGGGCCAACUAUAAGAACCAGCGCGGUAAAUGAUGCGCGAAAGUUUAAUUUAUAUUUUUAUUUUACAUAUUUUACAACCUUUGACUGCGUGCCGAUUAGAUUUGUCAGACUUGAAACACAGCUCCGGUUGGAGUAGUAAAAUAUCCCCCCUCCCCCUACACCUAAUUAAUUCGAUUCGAUUUACCGCACUGGUUCUUAUUGUUAGUUAGAUAUAAAAAUGAUAGUUUUCUCGACGUUGAUACCAUUUCGUUUCAAACAGAUUAAUGAUCAGAAUCUACUUAAAUCAGUUUACGAUUUAAGAUUGUAAAAUUAUAUUCAUGUCGAUAUUUAACGUAAAUAGACAAAAUAUAAAUCAAGACGGAGACGAAAAUGCGCGCCAAGUUUUACGGCGAUACUAGCUGCGUUUUUAUCAUCACGUACUUAUCGUUAAUCCUUGAACGACCGUACAACCGCAUAAAACUGCAGAUAAGUGAAGCAUUAGCAGCUCUGUUGCUUGUAAUGGGACCAAAUACAUUUUACAAUCGAGGCGUUUAAAAUAUAAGUAUCGAGUAUCGCGCGAUGCUUUUCGCAGAGACAUAAAAAAGAUCUCUCCCUUCGAAAUUGGGACCCCCUUGGCACCUCCUUAGGAAUCCAUUGGGAACCUCUUGGAGUUUCGAGGAUUCCUAAAUUCCUAACUCUGCUGGCUUGAUCGAUUUUCAGAGAAUUCUUUCUCUGAAAUGAGCGGGAAUGUAGCGCCGCGUAGGCGCGCGAUGGAGUCGAGGAAAAAAAAGUGGUUGUGUGGAGACAUCAACAUGAUCGACUCGCGUGUCCCUUCUCCGAUCGUCCUUCCGCCUGCGCCGGAGGAUGCGCGUCCUGACCGGCCAAUUGAAAUACGUCUGUCGCGUCGAAGGGCUCCCGAAAGAGAGCCAGCCGUCACGCGUGUGGUGUUAAAUAGAUAAGAGGGGGGAAAAAUAUAUUGCUCUAUCGCUUCGCCGGCCCGGCCGGCUAGGCUCGCUCCUUCGCAUGACAGUCUACAUUACAGCUCUGUGACACACGUGGAGGAGGGAUACCGUGACCGACGUCGUCUCCGCGUAGAAUGAUGUUCGGCCGGCGGUCCGGCCGGGACAUUGAAUAAAACGUCCAAGGGUUCCGCUAUCCAGGACGAUAACGCUGUAAAAGUUUCGGAAAGAGUUCAGACAAUGCGAGGUACCGUCAACUGUGAGGAUUUGUGCGAGUUUCUGUGAAAACUGGAAUAGAAAAAAAGAAAGGGAGAUAAAAGAGGCAAAAGGUGCGGUAUUAUGACUCAGAGAGGACAGAUGUUUGUAAAAGAAAAGAGGAAAGAAGAGGAGAAAGAGAAAAGUAAGGUGUGAGGUUUUUUACCUUAUUGCGGCAUCAAGUGGCGUCUUCGAGUUGAGUGGGUGGCCGACACGUGAUUCCUACUGCAGUGAUACGAUGAUGUAAGAUUCGGUGUGGAGUAUACAUUAACUCGCGGAUGCUAACGACGGAAAGCAACGAUAGAAAGUGACAAUGAGAAGUAAGUCUGCGUUCGUAAGCUUCGUUGCUGUGCAUCAAGCAGAGAAGUACGUCUUCUUCGGUCUUAUAUAUCUUUCGAUAUAAUAUGAAAAUUAUAUAUCGAAACAUAAAUAUCUUGGUAACGGUAAAUUAAGUGUGUGAUGUCUCAUCUAUAUGGAUAUUCACGAUGUCAUCGUUUCGAUGUCACAACUCUGCACGAUUAUUUAUCGUAUUCGUUUAACGACGCCGAAGAUAAUUUGCAAAGUUGUAAUGUUAAGUUGACCCUACGGUAAUUACAUCUGACUCACAUGCAACGUUGCAACGAAGAAAGUUUUUAGUACAGACUUUUUUUUCGAUUUUCGAUUGCCACGAGGGGGUUCGCUUCUUCGGCGCAACCGUGAAUUUCCGUGCGAGGAAAAAAAAGACAAAUGCGUGUGUGCGUCCAACAAGAGAGCAAGAAGGUGGAGCAAGAGGGGCGUGCAUCGCGUGCGAAACGUAAUUUCUCCCUUUUUCGUGUGUGCUGUUGCUGUAAAUGUAAAGCGAAAGACACUCGAUGCACAGUGCGUAUGAGGAAAAAUCGAUAAGAAUCGAUAGAAGACUUCUGACGAAAAAAAAAAGAAAAAAAAACACCAUGCAGAACGGUUGACAUGUAGCGCACGAAGCUUCGCAAUUAUUACCUUCCCUUUCGCGAGCGCGAGCGUCUCUUCGCUCCCGUCUCCCUCCCCCCCCCCCAUAUAUUAUUUGCAUCACGAGACUUUGUUCAACUUUAUCGACCAAAACAGCUAAAGUAUACCGUUGGCUGUUUAAUACUUAAUUGCCCUUCUAUCAACUCUCCCCUCCCCUCCUCCUCCCCCUUUCAACCGUAAUUAUUACUGCAACGCGUGUCGCGCGAAUGCAAGGGAGGAGGAUGCCGUUCAUCUGAAUAAUUCUAAAUGCGACUGGAACACGAGAUGUUCCGGCGUGCCACUUACCAAACUUUCGGAAAAAUCCUCGAGUCUCGUGUCACUCGAUUAUAACUUGUAACGCGUAAGAAAAAUGCGGUCGCACGAUCAGCAUUUGGCCGUGGCGCAGAAGAGGAAGCUCUCGUCGGAGGAUAAAUCCAAUCAGUCGCUUGCACCUAUCGCUAGAACUCAUUGGCCCAGGGUCACGAUAUCCCGUAGUAAAAAGCCGCACGGCGAGUCUAAUGAUACCGGGAAGAGCUUAUCCCGAUUCGAUGGGUGUUCCACGGUUAUCGAUGCGAACGACACCAACGUCAUCGCCUGCGAUAUCGUUGAGCUAUUCUGCGAGAAUAGCGACGGCAGCAACGAAGAAAGGACGGCCUGUCCACGGAUUUCCAGUUCGACGGAACUCGAAGAGGACGAGGUGUGUGCCACGUGCAAGGAUUGCGUGGAAUGUCAGCUGCUGCAGCAGGAUAGAGCCGCCUCCGCUGCCGCAAAGAUACGUAAAGCCAAAGGGGGCUUAAUGAGCGGGCAGGACGAAGAACUAGCGGAACAUCUGGAUUAUUACGAAGGUGACGUCGGCGACGUAGAGACGGCCUCCACAUCCAGCGCGAUCGUCACGAUAGAGCACCGGGAAGCUCCAGUUCUCGUGGAUCUGACCAACGAGGAGUCUAAGCAAGCUACCUGGAAGCAGACGAUCUUGAAACGAUUCAGUAACGCCGAAGAAAGCUCGGAAAUGUCGGAACCUCGCAUCAUGAUAGCAGACAGUUCCAGCAGAUUGCAACGCGGUAGCACGGGCAAUAGCCUGGCGACCGCCUUGAGGGAUCGUGGUCCUUGCGUGAUCCCUGUGCAGCCUAAUCGCUCCCUACCGAUCCGACCAGCGCCGCCGAUACCGACGAGGUCGGCGGCAUCGAUAGUAACGUUGCGGAAGACACGCUCGCCGAUCCUCAAGCUGUCGAAAUCUGUAAGCCUGAUGGACGUAGUAGAGUUGCAAUCUCCGAGCGGUUCGUUGACAAACGAACUGAACGACGUCCCUUUCGGGCAGCAGGAUGGGAACGGAGAAGGAAUGAUGCUUACGAGCGAGCUCAUCGAUCGCUCGGACUACAUUCUUCCAGACAUGAGUAAUGUCGUGCAGAUCACGAAAGAGAUCAACAGCGUUAAAAGAAAAAACAGCCAAGAUCCGGACAGAGAAUAUGAGAAAGAAAUUACCAAGGAUGCGAAGAAACGGAGAAAAUCCCACGAAGUCGAUACCGGCCACAUACGCGACGAACGCGUCAAGAAUAUUUUGAAGGAGUACUCCAGAACUUGUUCCGGCACGUUGGCCGACAAAGGCGAAAGAAAAUUGCAGCAGCAUGUAAUGGUGAGGCUGUGGGAUGACAAGAGAUACUCGUCACCGGUCGUAGUGUCGACGACGGAGUCAGAGGCAGAAAAGAAGGAAGCCUGCAACAAGGUCGUGCCGCCUUUAAGAUUGAAGAAAGUUGUGCGCGAAGCGAGCGCUAUCGAAUAUCAACGUAGAGUCGAGGUGAACGUCGAGGGGAAUGAGUCCAACUAUCGCAUUGUCACCGGCGCCACGCCACGUCCGGAAUCUCCGUCCGGAUAUUCCGCUACCUCUUUCUGGAACAGCGUGGCAUCGGAGAAGGCACUCGAAUCGUCGACGGGCAAUGCGUGGGAUAAGAGCCGGCGGUGCUCGCCGAAGAGCGACGGCUACAAGAUCAAGUACCGUCGCAACCGGUUGCGCCAGAAACUGCGGGAACUGCGAGGCAAAGCAUUGGAGCUUUCGCGGGAGAUGACUGUGUGCAAUAACGCCGCCAACACGAGCCCGCAGCGUAGCACCCGGCUGCGGCAGAUGAUGAACUGCUACGAGAAACAGAUCGAGAACAUAUCUAAGCUGCUGUGUAAACUGUCUGCCUCCAUACCGCCCACGACCGACACCGACGAUGUCGUCGUCGAUCUCGACUAUGAAAACGAGCUGGAUGAGCAUACGUCAAUUGAGAAAACAGCCGUUGACAGUGACGUCACACAGGUAAAUGGAAUAUCCAGAAGUAGAGUUUCCCCGUCCCCUUCUCCGGAACCGCCGAAAUUGUCGCCGCGUUCUCCCAUCGACUACGAGAAAAGUAAAUCGCCCGAUGCAGUGAGAGACAGUCCGCCGGUACUACCCAGGGUUUACAUAGCGAUCCAGCCGACUGCUCUCGAUUGUCUCAAGCAAAAUCUGACUGUUACUAAAAGCUGGCACAAAGGCGACAGCUCGUUGAGCUCGCGGAUCGAGAAAGAAGUCAAAGUGAGCGAUAGGGAUCAAACGAUAAUUCGCGACGACGUAAUAACGGUACCAGUUAUAUCCGCAGUUUCAUCGUCCGAGUUCGAAGAUCCGAGAAACAGUACAGUGGAGUGGGGCGAAGAGGAACCUUCGUCGAAACUGAAGCAGCCGGAAAUCGAGGAGAAAAUUUCGAAGGACACUAAAACAUUUGGCGAUAUCAAGGAACGUCACCGACAAACGACACCGACGAUACCUUCGGACAGUUUUCUAGGUUCGACGAUGGACGUCGACAUAGAUGGAAGGGACGUGAGAGACACGAAGGAAAGACCCAUCGUUCAAGGACAUCUCGAUGAAGUGACACAGGUCUCGGAAACCAUUGCGAACAAACAAGUUGCCUGUGAGAAGCAAGAGCUCGAACAGAAAUCAAACGAGGCUCUACCAUCCACGUCGAUCGUAGAGGAAACUAGAAAAACAACGGAAUACGGGACUUACAACUCAGAAGAAAGAAUUAAUGGUAAGAACAGGCUGGUCACGAGCACAGUUACGGCUGCACAGGAAGCGUCAACGAUGGUCGAACGACUAGAAGUACCUGCUGCCAAUGUAACCAACAUCCUGCAACUGCAGUCGAAUUAUUACGGCUCACCGCCUGUCGCACGCGAAAACGUCGUCUUCACGGACGUCAUACAAAAUUCGAGGGACGUGCAGAAGGUGACGUCAAGUAUGAGUCAAUCCGCGGCCUUGGAUCCACCAAUGCCUCUGGGAUUCACUCAAUCUAGGUCUGCCGUCAGCAGCUCAAACCAACACUGUAUCGUUCUGCCUAAUAGCUGCAACAAAGCCCUUCCGGAGACUACCAAUCAGCGAAACGAUGGAAACCGCAUCAUGACGGAGCAAUUUCCUACGCUGGGCAAUUGGGUGGCGCGAAUGUCGAAGAAACAGGCUACCAAGUCGAAAUCCAAGUUGCAAUCUGGGAUAAGCUUACCAACCGCAUCAACGGCGGAGGCCGCUCGCAUUCCAGGAGUGGAGGCGCAAAAUGUCCGCUCGAGUGCAUCGAGUAACGCAAGCCGAAACAACAUAGUCAACGUAGCGCCGCAAUGGAACACGGAAAGGUGGCAGCGUCAGCAACAUCAGCAACGUCAGCAACAAUUAUAUGCAGCGGCACCAUCGGCCGUGCCUCCGGUGAGACCGGGCGUCUGUCCACCUAUCUCGGUUACCCAGUUCUAUCCGUCUAAUUAUGCGAUCGAUCCUUAUGGUAGCGCAGCUUUUGGCUAUCACUCAGCGAUAUGUCCCUACGGCGAUUACCCUUAUCACUCUCGCCUACACGCUACCGCCGGACCGUCUAUAAGCGGCUAUCAAAUAGGUCCCUUACAAGAUUCACACGCCUCUUCGCUUCGCCAGAUGCAGCAUAUCGACAAGCGUUACCCUGCGCAUAUGCAAAACACGGCGUCUCGUCAUUUCACCACGGAUCUCCUAAAGUAUUCCGGCACGUUAUCAGCGAGUGGCUAUCAACACGCUGCGGCUGCCGCCGCUGCUGCCGGCUUAGAUUACGAUCGUUUGAGGACGGCGACGGCUGCCACGCAAAACAGUACCGCGCCGGCUUGUCUACCGGGGCUACUGUUACCGCCACCUCCACCGUUAACCGCCUCCGCGCAGCAGACUUUGGCACGCACUUCCCUGGCCGGCUAUCCCGCGAGCAACGGCAGGAACAGGAUGAUCCCGGAUGUCGUUGCUGCGGCGGCAGCUGCUGCGGUGGUUGCGGCAGCUUCCUUCGGUCGACAGCGCGGUACGUUACCGUCAUACGGAAGAACCGAUACGGAAAUGGUAUCCGGAGGCAUCGGCGGUGUCAUGGAUAACGAAUCCUCGCAACUGAUGGCGGCGAAUAGAGUGACAAAUCGCGAGCAUUUGCCGCAGGAGCAGGUGCAACCCGUCAGCACCGUCGGUGUCGUCAAUGUGGACUCGCGAUUGAACAACGGCGGUUACCGUCAACUGCAGAAUUUAAUAUUGGACAGAUUACCUUACGUAAAGGCAGACGAUGCUUAUUCCCAGUCGUCGACAGCGAUCUUCGACGACAACGCGCAAGAACCGACGGUAGCAUCCUCGGUGUCCACGUCAGCGUAUAAGCCCACUACGAUCUUGGCAUCAAAUAGCCCGUUGACCGCCAAAGAACCCGCGCGGAAAGAGAGUCGCAACUGCGAAACGCCACAUCUGGGUAAGAUAAAUCGCACUCCGGAGACUGCGAACAUUUUGGAGUGCUCUAAUUGCGGCCUCACCGGUUCCAUGUUCAAGUGCCUGGGCUGCGAGACAGCCUUCUAUUGCGACGAGAGGUGCCAAACUCGUCACUGGAGUAUCCACGUAGAAAAAUGUCCCAAGAGAAUGCCUAAAUUAAAGAAACUCGUCUGAGAAUUAUCGUAGAAAUUACGAGAAUCCGUAAACAACGUAAUGUCUGUAAAGUAUCAACGAGUUCAUUUAAUGACCAAAACAACAAAGCAAGAUAAAUGAACGACAUACGAGAUGUGUGUCAUUGUUUUGAUAUUCAUAUAUUUUCAAUGAUAAUGUAUGUACCUCUAGUCAAUGUAUUAUAAAUUAUAACGAAUGCGACGUCUGUGUCUUGCACGCGCAUCGGAUUUACACCACGAAUGUGAUAAAGUGUGCUUGGUCGUAAGAUAAACGCUUACUGUAAUUUUAUGGAAUGGUACUUGGUUCACAGUCUGAUGUUCUGCUUUGUAAAUUAUGAACUGCGAAAUACAAAGAGUUCAGCACACCUCGCAUUAUACCUUACUAUUGUGCGGUAAAUGACGUAUGUAUUGUGCUAUAAUACGGAAAGUAUAAGCUCAUCGAUAUAUUGUACUGUUGUAAUGUAACGAAUGUUACGAACGUGCUACCUCUCAUGUACCUUACAGUCAUAAAUCAUUACAGUAUAGUCGUGUAAUGAUUGCAUACGACUGCACGUUUAGACUCUUGGUUCUUUAUUGCGAUCAUAUUAGAUAUGUCAGACAAAUUGUGUGAAUUCUUUUUAAAUGUACGUGACAAAUUUGUAUAAUUUUUUUAUCAUCGAUGUCAUACUCCAACGUGGUUGCAAUGAGGAGCCUUACUGCAAAGUCAGUAAUUUGAAAAAACAAUGUGUGUCUAAAAGCAGCUAGUAAAAUAUGAUCGUUUUUACAAACAUGUAUUUAAGAGUCGCGUAUCUGUAAGCAAUAACGCUUAUUAUAUAUUUGUUCCAAUGCUUCUUACGUGUUACAUAAUCAUAAUCAAUCUUUUUAUACUUUUGUAACAA
This is a messenger RNA of Temnothorax curvispinosus, 8002 nucleotides long. RefSeq lists its product as uncharacterized. The record is from RefSeq and is a predicted model, not a curated record. Lineage: Eukaryota; Metazoa; Arthropoda; Insecta; Hymenoptera; Formicidae. The coding region runs from base 2575 to 7128 and encodes 1517 amino acids. The transcript is spliced from 10 exons.